CAAGAGACCAGAAGAAGCACAGAAGAAGAGUCCAUGGUUUUUGGAGCCUUUAGUGUGCAGUUGGAAAGAUGCUGAUCUCACCAGUGCCAAGCGAUGCAGCCUGAUACCACCCCCAACAGGAGGGCACCAUUGGUCAGAAUGGAGGACCAGGAUAGAGUUAGCCAAGCAUCAAGUGUAGCCACCAUUUCCUACUUCCCUGUCAAAAAGGACAGUGACGGAAAAGUUCAAACAUUUGGAAAAAGAUGCCAUUCUGCUAAAAGAGACCCCAACUGUCCCGUUGUGAUCAGAGGGUGGCUUUAUAAGAAGGACAGCUCAGGUCUAAAGCUGUGGAAGAGGAGAUGGUUUGUCCUCUCUGACUAUUGUCUCUUUUACUACAAAGACAGCAGAGAAGAAUCUGUCCUGGGAAGUAUCCCACUCCCCAGCUAUAAAAUACUCUUUUGCACACCACGAGAAUGUAAGAAUAGGAAAUUCACCUUCAAGGUGGUGCACCAGGGCAUGCGCUCCUAUUUCUUUAGCGCUGACACCCAGGAGGACAUGCUGGGAUGGGUCCGAGCCCUCACUCAGUCUGCAGCCAUGGAGCCAGGCAGCACAAUGAACAGGCGCUGCUCCAGUUACCAGGAUUUCACUCACAUGGUGGACAGCAGUGAGUCUGUGGACAUGCCCCAGUCCCCAUCAGAAGGAGAGGGUCCCCAUCAGACCCACCGUCACGUCACCCGAGCCUUGAGUGAACCCGGUCAGCUGAGCGGAGGUCGGAUGGGAGCGUCACACUCGGAGCAGAGGGGAAGGCGGAGUGUGCGACACAGAAACUGCAGCCCUACUACUCGUACUCCCAGCCCUCAGCUCCGCUGCAGCCGCAGACCAGCUCCAAUCCAGGGCGACUCUGUGAUCUAUGUCCCAGUUGAGAACAGUCUCCAUGGCUCGGCGGACAUCAUGGGGACAAGCUCCUUGCCCUCUAGGGCUCAGCUGGGAUCAAGACCCCACACACCAGUAGGCCGGGUCGACAUCCGGCCUCAGGAUGAUCCAGCCCUCCUCCCUCACACGUUGUACUAUGCCCCUGCUUCACCAAAACUAGAGUUCAAAUCCACUCCUACUACACCAGUGACAGAGAGAUGGCAAAAGCCUAUGAGCACGUAUGGAUCAGUCCAUCUUGUCCCAAAUGGAAGAAGACCUUUGGGAAAGAGCUACUCCACAGGGGCAAAUGCAGACUUACUGCCUCCUUUGCCCCCCUCCUCCAGAGCUGCACAUGUUUCGCAACCACAACAUCACCACCACCAUCACCACCAUCAUCGCAACCAUUUAUCUGUGUGUGUGCUGCCGCCAGUAAUGCCCACUAAGCCUGAGCUGAGGGAGUGUCAGCCAAUCAGACCUCUGGAAAGUGAUGCUGAUGUUGUUUUGACACGGCUGUGUGGAUGUGACAAGCUGCUACAGUCUUUGUCAAUGGAGCUGGCCCAGCUACAAAUAGAUAAGGACAGUGUCCACUGUGCUUUAGAAGUGUCACGACUACAGCUGGAGGAGUGGAAGAACCAGGGGCCCCAGGUGUAUGAGGAAGUAAUUACCCAGAAGGCUUUGCUUCAGGAAGACUUGGUCACGAUUCGAGCAAGAAUGUGUGAUGUAUCUCUAGAAAUGGAGAAAGUGUGGAGCCAGUAUGAGAGAAUGGAAAGUGAACUGUCUGUAAUCCGCUCACAUCUUCAGCAUAUCUGCAAUUUUGGAGUGCCAGAGGAACAGUCUCAUGCCCAAAGAGAGCUGUGGAUGAUGGAGGACAUUCUAUCAGGGCUCAAAACCAACAGGGAACACUUCCGCUUCCUUUUGGGAGUACAAAGGCAUCACAUGUUUCAGCCAGCAUCAGCUCAUCCCGGCUCUCCUGUUCCUCUGAGUGAACGACUACAGACUGGAUUGCCAAUGGAUGUUGAUCAAGAACCUCCUGCACGGCCGCCAUUACCCCAGGAACUGAGCAAUGAUCAGGGCUGGACCGAGCUUCCCUAUGAGGGAGUUUACAACCACAAUGAACCUAUGAAAAGACAAGGAAACAGCCAGCCUGACCUGCUCAAUGUGAAUUCCCACACAGAUGCACCCGACUCAAGUACCUCUUCAAAGUGUACCACAGCAGACACCAACAAUCAUUUAACUAAGAAGAAUAGGAUGAGUGAAGAGGAGCAAAUUGACAGGAUGAGGAGGAACAAGCCGAAACUGACAAAUAAAAAGAAGCCACAAAGUUUGAUGACAAGUGUUCAAAACCAGUCUCAAACUUCAGAAAUACAUGAGGAGACCCCGUUUCCUUUACGAGUCACGCGAGUGGUCACAGCCAUCCUACCAUCAUCGCUUGUGGCUAGAAAAGUAUCUGUUGAAGACCCCCCGCCUGAACUGGACGUACCAUUACCAGAACAAGUCCAACAGGAGCCCACUGAAGAGAACAAGGAGCACCCACUAAGAAAAACCAGCAGGCAGCAACACCAGGAAGUAGUCAGGCCCUCAGCACUGGAGCCAGAGCAUUCAGCAAACCAAGAGCAGGAAGGAUGUGAAAUUCAAGCUCCAGAAACCAGGGAACAGGAGGAGCGAAGCAGUGCCCUUUUGACCCUGGAAGCACACCCUGACCUCUGCCUGACCCCAGAGCAGCGGGAAGCUAAACUGAGACGAGUAGAGCGCAUUCGGGAGAGAGUCAUACGAAGUGCAGUCAGAGAGAGUUCCUCCAAUCAACUUCCAACUCUGUGGAGAGAGGGCCAGGGCGCUUCCCAGGGGAACCAUGAAAGCACAAAGAAGCAACGGCAAACAAAAGGACGUGAACAAGAUGAUAAAACCAAAAGUUCCAAGUGUUAUAAAGAAGCAACUGCGUGUCAGGACACGGGUGAAAUGGAUCUUAACAAAAGCAAAAGUCCUUGUGGGAACAAAACAUAUCUCAAAGAAUACAGCGGACGAAAGGGAGUCGCCAAAACCAAACUCAGACGUCCAGCCUCACCGUAUCAUAUCUCAUCUUUGACUGUCUACCCGAAAAAUGGAAGCGAGGACUUUAUGUGUAGCAAAAACAAAGAGGAGCAGAAGCUUGAAGAGGCAGCCACUGGUGAUAAUGAAAGUAAUUUUUCAUCCACUGAUGUAAGAGCCCAGUGGUUCCUCUCUACGAGCCAGUGGCAGGCCGUUAUACCAUUGCAGAUCUCAGAGACACAGACGCCACAUGAGGAGGAGGCGCUGACAGAUGUGGACCACCAAGGGGCAGGUUUGGAAGAGUCCAACCAGAUGUCUCCUGAAGUCAGUGAAAGCUUGGAGAAGAUGAAGCAAAAUCAUUCACUGUUUUAUAAGAUUGCGUGUGAUAUAAGUAUUUCAGAUUCAGAUAUUACAAGGAAUGAUGGGAGUUCAAAUAUGCAGACUAUAACAGAGGAGCUGAUGAUCACUGAAGAUGGGGAAGCACAGAUUUCUGAUCAACAAUGCAAUGAACAAAACUCUGUACAAAACACAAAUUGUAAGUUAAAAGAAGUUGAUGAUGAAGAAAAUGUACAAAAUAACUUUCAAAAACAAGACAGCCAGGUUCCAGACAGUGAAUGUAAAAGCAUAGAAAGAGAUGAGUAUACACAGACGAGUAAAGAUUCAAACAGUGAGCAGGAAAAGCAGAUAAAUGUGGAUAAAAUAGGAGAAGUCAGGAAAAGCAGGAGUUUGGGUGAUACUAACAGUGAGAGCAGCAACUGUGAGGGGCAGGCUGAACACUUAAACUGUGGCAGUCUGAAUCGCAGUGCCUCUUUUGGAAAGACCAGAGUGACCGUGCUGAGAACAAGUUUGUAAAAUAAGAUAAUGGUUACUUUUGUACUUGGUUAUGAAUUCUGUGGAUUUAUUAACGUUAACUUUAUAUCUAUUGUGAAGAAGAUGAUUAAUAAGAAUAUAUCAGAUAUUCUGUAUAAACAUCACUGAACCUAUCCAUUUGUAAAAGCACUUCCACCAGUACUGUCUCUGUACCUCAUAGUUAAUUAGAAAUUAUCUGGUUUGAAAGUGAAGUCCAGUCUUGUCUAUUUCCACUGGCCCCAUUUCAGCACUACAUGAUCUGACAUGAUUGUUCCUGUCUACUUCUCCAAACAGAGCUCACUAAUGCUGACAUCAUACAAGUAUCAAGCGGACUGUAAUUGGAGAAUAGGCCAUUAAAAGUAUGAUGAGCAAAUCCCUUUCAAUGAAACUGAACAAAAAGUUGGUUUCCAAAACAGCACAAGAACAAAGAGUAACUGAGGAGAUUGUAGAUAAAAAGCUGCAACAUUUCCGUAGUAUUGGGGUACAAACAGAAAAAGUCUUAAAGAAUAUUUAUAUGUAAAGAAACCUCAUGCGCUGUCUUUCAGUAACUUUGUGUACUUGUAAUUGUAACUUGUA
Molecule: messenger RNA, 4341 nt
Organism: Boleophthalmus pectinirostris (great blue-spotted mudskipper)
Lineage: Eukaryota; Metazoa; Chordata; Actinopteri; Gobiiformes; Gobiidae
Gene: plekha4
Product: pleckstrin homology domain-containing family A member 7
Exons: 24
Coding region: 94-3768 (1224 amino acids)
Source: RefSeq, a predicted model, not a curated record